AUGAGUAAACAAAGUGCACAAGUGAUCCGGUAUGGGGGCGGGGAAAGCGAUGACUAUUCAAUCUCCAAUACUCCAACCCUCCCUAAAGUAGAAGAACAAGUGUCUAAUACGACAUCAUCCACCGAGCAACAAGAAAGAUUCGAUGAUAAAUUUACACAAAAAGAUGUGAUGAAUAAAAUCUAUUAUCUCUUACCUAAUUACGGAGCAAAAGAAGGAAUUAGUCUGCUCGAUGCAUAUACACGAGAGGAAUUAACCAAUAGAUUGAUUAUCCAAAUUGACCAAAAAGAUAAACAAGCACCAAAGUUUUCUGUCAUAGAUGACAUAUCUAAGAUAUAUGGAUUACCUGGAAUUCAUGAAUGUAUUAAUGGGCAAUGGCUUUUAAGACCAGUAAUUGAUAUUAAUGCAUCUAAAGAAAGAAUAGAAGCUGAAAACAUUAAUACUAAAAAUGUGUUUUUCAGCAUUUGUUGUUCAUUUGUAAGAGCAUUGUAUCGAAUUCUUGAUUGUAGUUGGAAAGAAAUUAUUAAAGAAUUAGUAAUUAUGACAUUAUCUGAUGAUAAUAAAUGCAGUUAUUACCUUCUAUACACUCCAGCUCUUCUUGUUGAUUAUCUAGAGCUAAAAGAAUUUACAGAAUUAGUAUUCAGAUUAACUGGAGAAAAAUAUAAAAAGUUUAUUGAUCGAGGAUUACCUGGUAGAAAUUUCUGUCUCCGCUUAAUUGGUUCAGCAAAAAAAGAUCGCAUGAAGCGCAUACUUCAAUUCUCACUAGAUAAUGAUGUAGAGAAAAUAAAUCAGAAAAAAAUAAUCGUUGGUCAAGAUUCACUAAAAAAAUAUGCUAAUCUAGUUCUGCAAGAAUAUUCUGAUUAUCUUGGAGGGUGGGAUAUCGAAGAAAAAAAUUCUCAAAAAAAUCAGCAAAAAAAUAAAAAUAAUGUUCCUCCACCCAUUUCUCAUAAAAUAAAGGGCCCUAAGUUCUCAAAACCCUUCUUAGAAAUGCUGGGUUGGGUUAAAUAUAAUGAACCCCUUACCGUAUCAGAAAGAUAUAAAGAAAGAUAUGUAAAACCUUUAUCUAAAGAAAAUGAUAUUUAUAUAGGUUCGCGUUGGGGAACGGGAAAAACAUAUGCUAUAGAAAAUUUAAAUAUUCCAGAAAAUACAAGCUUACUCAUAGCAUCGACUCGACACACAUAUUUGGAUGCUAUUACUAGCAGGCUCAAUCUCAAAUCAUAUUGUGAUAUCGAUGGACCUAUAAAUCUGAGAGAGCAUCAAAGGGUAGUAUACCAUGCUUCGCAUAAAUGUCCUCCAAAUCCUUACAUUCUAGUAUUAGAUGAGAUUCUAUUAAUUAUCUUGCAAACACAAACUUGUUUAAGUGGUUUGUCUAUAUCUCUUGCCAAUUUCUCAGAAUUAAUUACUCAGGCAGAAAGAGACUUUGACCAAAUAGGAAAUAUUCAGUUAUCCACAACACAUACCAGCUCCAAAAAGAAGAAAAAUAUUCAGGAUAUUGUUCGCGCUCUUAGAGCUGAUUUCCUGGAAUUGCGUAUAAAAGAGUAUCAUGGGGUUUCUUGCAUCAAUCCUAAGUUUGAGCGAGCAUUCUGUAUCUUCAGUAGUUAUAUAGAAACAAAUGCUGGGACAAAUCAAAUGUUAUUCCACAUGCGAUGCAUUAAAGAUUAUAUAUGUUAUAUUCAACAAAGGGCAUCUAAAGCCCCAACUACAGAAGAGGGGUUGUUUCAAUGGUUAACAGAAGCAAAAUGCGGAUGUCUUCCCCAAGAGCUUCAGAAUAGAGGAAUAUUUCCAAAUAUAGAUACUAUUAUUCGAAAUAAAGAUGUCCCAACUAUCCGAUUAUGGGUGGCAUAUAUGAUGGAAAAAUUUCGCUCUCAACAUCUUUUUGGUUGGAGAAUGGUUGAUUUUCUCCGAAAGGCAGGUAUGGUAGUUUCAGUAAUAGAACCAACUCCCAAACCUGAAGAUAAUACUAUGUUAUUAACUGAAACAGUAAAGGAAUGUUCUUCGGUUAUUAAAGCAGAGGAAAUUUCAGACCUUGCAAAUGCAAAUAUUAUUAACCGUGAAACGGCUGAGCAUCUAGAAAAUAAACCAAAGAAAACUUUAGAAGAAAUGCGAGCAUUAGACUGGCACUAUAUUGUAAAUUGCUAUAAUAUAGCACCUGAGUCUUUGACUAAAGAAUUUAUCUCAGAAAAUGAUAGGCUCGCAACUGUUACUAGAGCUGAAAAACAUCGAAUUUGUCUUGGAUUAUUAAAAAUUUGUACACUCGUUAAAGAUAUCGAUGAUAGAAAUAAAUAUAAAACUGAUAUUGUUAAAACACGAUUAGAAUCACCUGAAUCUAUAAAAUAUUUCCAAGAAUUAGUUCCUAAAAUGGCUUGUUUGAAGCUCAAAGGUACAAAUAACAAGCAUACACAUUAUCAUCUAGUUGGAGCGUUUAAUAGUAUAUAUGCCUAUGCAUAUACACCUGAGUUGCCACUAUACCAGACGGGUGAGGAUUGGGAUAAUAGAGAAGAUUGGCGAUAUGGGUAUAAUAAACUCUCACCCGAUGAAAUAGAAACUUCUCCCAAUUCUAUCUCACAGAAUACUCAGAACUUAUUUGAUAUCUGUUAA
Molecule: messenger RNA, 2595 nt
Organism: Cetraspora pellucida
Lineage: Eukaryota; Fungi; Glomeromycota; Glomeromycetes; Diversisporales; Gigasporaceae
Source: the annotation of a GenBank genome assembly